Linum tenue is the source of this 1647-nucleotide messenger RNA. Lineage: Eukaryota; Viridiplantae; Streptophyta; Magnoliopsida; Malpighiales; Linaceae. The record is from the annotation of a GenBank genome assembly.
AUGCCCUUUAUGAAGAAGGCUACCUUGUGGAGUUUAAGAGAUGGGGAAACAACAGGGUUCUGGACUCACCCAUGGAUCUCCUGUGAACUAAUUCUGAAAGAGCAUGCACUAAAAGCACUGACAGAGGAAGAGCUGGCAGCAUCAGUGGCUAGCUGGGUGGAUGGCUCAGGUGAGUGGGACUGGACCAGGAUGAGAUCUUACCUCCCUAAUGAUGUCAUUGAUCUUAUUGCAGGCACUGAAGCUCCAAAACCAGGGCUAGGAGAGGACAAGACAAUCUGGGGAAUUGAGAGGGACGGAAGGUUCAGACUCAAGUCUGCCUACCUUCUUGUGACUGGGGAAAACGAGGAUCCACCACUGCAGACUUGGAAGGAUCUCUGGAAAUGGAGAGGCCCUAGUCGGAUCAAGCAUUUCUUAUGGCUAGCAAGCCACAAUAGACUGCUUACCAACAAGGAGAGGGAGAAGAGGAAGCUGACUGUGGAUGGCUGCUGCAACUUCUGUAGAAUAGCUGAUGAAACCACAGAGCACAUCCUCAGAUCCUGUAAUAAGACAGCUGGGGUUUGGAAAUUCUUUGGUAACAAGCUUACGGUUGAAGACAAGAACCUGAACUUCCAGGAAUGGCUGCAUAGGAAUAUGAUGGACCCUGAGAAAGGUGUGGACUUCGGCAUCAUCUGUUGGAGUCUAUGGAAGCAAAGGAACGAGGAAGUGAUGGAUGGGAAGAGGUUCUGUGAAGAAGGACUUAUCCAUAGAAUCACAGCAUGGAUCAAUAUUUAUUGUCGGGCCACUUUGAAUGCCCAGAAGAGCUUAAUGUCACCCAAAGCCACCAAGACAAGUCAUGAGAUUGCUUGGAAACCUCCUAGAGAGGGAUGGAUUCAGGUCCAAUCAGAUGGAUCUGUCCUUCAACCUUCUGGAAGUGCUGCUGCAGGUGGGCUGCUGAGAGAUCACAUUGGAAGAUGUAUGGGGGCGUUUACUUGCAAUCUCGGGAAGUGUUCUAUCACCAGGGCGGAGCUGAAGGGUGCAGCAGAGGGUCUGGAACUUGCUUGGAAGCUUAGCUACAGAAAUGUUGAGCUGAAUGUGGACUCUAGAACAGCGUUGGAUAUCAUAAAAAAUAGAGAUCGUACUGAUCACUGUCACGGGCUGCUUGCAAAGCAGUUUAAUAGCUUACUUUUGAGGGAGUUGACUGUUGAAUUCAAUCAUGUUUAUCGUGAGCCCCUCGACCGGAUGCUGACGUACCGACUUGGGUGUCCGGAGAGUGAUGGGAGAUUUCAAGCUGGUUCUGCUUACACUAUUGCCACCAGCUUCGACGAGGAACAAAAAGAGGAACCGGUGGAGGAAGAUAUGGAGAUGGAGGGGCCCGACUCGAGUGUCCCAUUUCCUUUGGUUGGCGUACACGGAGCGGCUCCUCACGAAUCAGGACAGAGUCCGACGACACCUGGCUUCAUCCUCCACAUGCAGCAUUUUGCAAAGAUCACCCCGAAACGGUCCAGCAUGUGUUGCGGGACUGAUUGGAUCUCUUCCAACCUUGACAAGGAGAAUUUUAAACUCGAGUUCGGCCUUGUGUGCUGGUCUCUGUGGUGGACCAGAAACGAUCGAGUCUUCGCAGACAAGAUUGUUCCAGUUGAAGUUUUCUACCAGCGCGUUGUGGCAUGA